Messenger RNA from Zingiber officinale, 1645 nucleotides. Its product is annotated as anthocyanidin 3-O-glucosyltransferase 7-like. The transcript has 2 exons. Bases 23 to 1516 code for a protein of 497 amino acids. Gene Ontology annotation, molecular function: UDP-glycosyltransferase activity. Lineage: Eukaryota; Viridiplantae; Streptophyta; Magnoliopsida; Zingiberales; Zingiberaceae. The record is from RefSeq and is a predicted model, not a curated record.
CGAGGCGGUGGUGGAAAUUUGUAUGCGUGUCUGUAUAUAUACUUUAUCGAUAUCCGCUGUUUUGUUCGUCACACACUGCUCGCCGAUCUCCAACUGCACCCACCAUCGCCAGUUCGCCACCGCCAUGGACUACGUCAGCACUCGCUCCUGCCCCUCUCGGCACGUGGUGCUCGUCGCCUUUCCCUUCGGCACCCACGCCGCCCCGCUCUUCGCCCUCGCCUGCGCCAUCGCCGGUGCCGCGCCUGCCGUCUCGCUAUCCCUCAUCAGCACCCAGCGGUCGCUCGAGUCCCUCCCCCCGGCCCCCGUCAGCCUCUCCCUCGUCCCCAUCGACGAUGGGCUGCCGGAGGCGGCGGAUCCUCCGGCGAGCGAGCAGGAGAGGAUCUCGCUGUUCCUUUCGGCCUUGCCGAAGACCCUGCGGGCGGCGAUGGACGCGGCGGUGGAGAAGGCGAGAGGUGCGGUGGCGACCUGCGUGGUGAGCGACGCGUUCAUGUGGAUGGCCGGAGAUGAGGCGGCGGAGGUGGGGGCGCCUUGGAUCGCCCUGUGGACCGGCGGGCCCGCGUCUCUGUUCGCGCAUCUCCGGACCGAUCUGCUCCGGGACACCGUCGGCGUCGGCGAUCAAGUCAUCGCUCGGCACGACGAAUUGCUCAGCUUCGUCCCUGCUUUAUCGGCGCAUCGAAUCCGCGACCUCCCCGAGGGCAUCGUCUCCGGCGAGAUCGACUCCCUCUUCUCGCGCCUCCUUCACCGAAUAGGCGAAAACAUCCACAAGGCCGCCGCCGUCCUCUUCAACACCGUCCGCGGCUUCGACCCGGUUAUCGAUGCGGAGAUGGAGCUCUGUUUCCCAAACCCCCUGCAUCUCGGCCCUUUGCACCUCCUCGCUCCGCCUCCGGCUUCCUGCCCCGCUCCUGAUGCGCACGGCUGCCUCCCGUGGCUCGACGGCCACGCCACCGCCAGCGUGGCCUACGUCAGCUUCGGCUCAGUCGUAACCCCGUCACUGGAGGAGCUUGCGAAUCUGGCGCAAGGGCUGGAGGCCAGCGGCGCCGCGUUCCUCUGGUCGCUGAGGGAGCGCGCGAGGGAGCUGCUGCCGCGGGGGUUCUUGGACCGGACCAGGGAGAGGGGCCUCGUGGUGGGGUGGGCGCCGCAGCAGGACGUGCUGCGGCACCCUGCGGUGGGGGUCUUCGUGACACACUGCGGGUGGAACUCGGUGCUGGAGGCGGCGGUAGCCGGCGUGCCGAUGGUCUGCCGGCCGUUCUUCGGCGACCAAAGGCUGAACGGAAGGACCGUCGCGGCAGUAUGGGGUAUCGGGGUGGGGUUCGAAGAAGGGUCGAUGACGGAGGAAGGGGCGGUGAGGGUGCUGGAGACAGUGCUGAAGAGCGAGGAAGGAAAGACGAUGAGGGCGAAGGCCGGCGAGCUGAAGGCCUCAGCGGCGAAAGCGAUGCAACCGGACGGGAGCUCAAUGCUUAACUUUAAUACCCUUUUGGGCUUCGCAAUUAAUAGUUUAACCAAACCGCACAAAUAAUUAUGGAAAUAUUUAUUUCACCCUUCUAUAAACAGCAGUCCGAAAAAGGACGUCAUUUAAAAAUAUUUUCAUAUUUGACGUGACUCCGAAUAAUUGCAGGAAUCAAAUUUUAUGGACGUUUGCACUUGA